AUGGAGUGGGCCAAGGACCAGUACAACAGGCAAUACGAACGAUGGGUGCCCUGGCUGGAAGAGCUCUAUCUCCGCUAUUUCACGCGCGACAAUAAGGCGAGCUAUACCACUCGCGAAAACCUUAACAAAACCAAAAUCAUCUCCAAUCCCCAGCUCAACACCCUCCAAGACGGCGUCAACUCACUCGUAGCCGACCAGGUUGGUCAAGACGGGCUGGCCGCACCGGCAGGCGAUCUUGUUUCGCGUGAGGGGAUCAACCGGCUGGAGAGGAAGGGCAAGGACGAGCAAGGUCGCUAUGUAGCUGCGCCUGAGGCUGCUGGCGGGGCAGGGCGGGCGGUUGCAGGUGCUGGGAACGCGCUUGUCGGAGGGGUAGUUGCGGGCGGGGAGCAGGCCGCCUCCACGGCGAAGGCGGGCGGGAAGAAUGUGGGUGGAUGGUUUGGGCUUGGUCGCUAG
Canariomyces notabilis is the source of this 453-nucleotide messenger RNA. RefSeq lists its product as uncharacterized. The transcript is spliced from 2 exons. The record is from RefSeq and is a predicted model, not a curated record. The coding region runs from base 1 to 453 and encodes 150 amino acids. NCBI's taxonomy places the organism in Eukaryota, Fungi, Ascomycota, Sordariomycetes, Sordariales, Chaetomiaceae.